This is a messenger RNA of Cimex lectularius (bed bug), 2021 nucleotides long. Its product is annotated as RING finger protein 212B-like. Gene Ontology annotation, biological process: homologous chromosome pairing at meiosis; reciprocal meiotic recombination; protein sumoylation. The transcript has 10 exons. Lineage: Eukaryota; Metazoa; Arthropoda; Insecta; Hemiptera; Cimicidae. Bases 1182 to 1949 code for a protein of 255 amino acids. The record is from RefSeq and is a predicted model, not a curated record. Gene Ontology annotation, cellular component: synaptonemal complex. Gene Ontology annotation, molecular function: SUMO transferase activity.
ACUACAGACCCCUACAUAUUCUACCCCUAAAAUUUUUCCAAUAAUUAUUUCCAAUAAUUGAAACAGCUCAAAAACAGCCAAAAGGAUUUUUAUAUCAAACAGAUCAUUUAAAAGAAGACGGUUAAUUUGAGCAAGUUGAAAGGCAAAAUACAAAUAUUAAAAAACCGAAAAUGUCAACUCUCAAAAACUAUUUUGGAUAAAACCCAGGGUCUAUUUACAAGAAACGGCAUAUUCAUGUCUGAUAUUUUGGAAUGUAGAAUUACCUACAAAGGUUUGGUCCAAAUCCAUGACCCACCAACCUGGUCGCCCCCUCGUUCGUCCGAAGUUGGUUGCUGUUAAUGAUACCCCUCCAUCAACGAAAAUUAAUUAUCCUUAGCCCACCUGCCAUUCAGCUGGCCUAAGAUAACACGACUAACGAGGUUCAACAACGAGUGGUUGUGAUGAAGAAAAAACAAUCAAGUAAUUUAAACUGAUAGAAAUCUAGCAUGCUACUACUAAUGAGAAACAGAAGUGGAAGAAGUCGAUGAUAAAUUUCUCCUUCCAAUAUCUGCUGCUGAAAGCUGUUAAAAGCUCUCUUAAAAAAAAAACACAGACAUUAGUAGAGCUGAGAAAGACGUAAAGAACAGUGACGAUAUCAUGUUGCUGACACGCAUAAGAGCUUUUGAUCAGCAUUUGGACACUUGCAGUUACAAUAUGUUAUGUAUGUUUGUACGUACUAAUUAUAAUUAUGGAUCAAUAAAAUGUGCAAUAUAUAAUUGCUGUAUUAAUUAAAAUCUAUAGGUAAUCCGAAUGAUUCAAUAAUCCAAACAACCACUUUCUCCAAUUGUUUGGAUUAUGUGGCCCUACUGUAUGCACAUUAUUAUUAUGCCUUUGGAUUUUCUAAAUCAAGCUUAAAUAUAAUUGAAAUUAAAAGCAAGAAAAGGCGGAUCAGGACCAGAAGACGUUUAAAUUACGGUCAAAGUUUUGAUUAUCCAACUUUAAUAAAGUUUUGGUUAAUUUAAUAUGAGCGUUGCAGCGCUAUUUAGAUACGCCUAAAAUCAAAUGCUUUUCCAUCCUGCCUUCGAAACCUUAACAGCGUGCCAAUUUUCUAGUGGUUUCUUUAUGGUUUUUUAUGGAUUUUGGACUCCAGAUCGAACGGAUUCGUUUAAGCCUCGUGCUUCCAAUAAUUGGGAAGAUUCAAAAUGUUUUGGGUUUUCUGUACUUCGUGCUUCACAAGACCAUCUCAAGAGAGUAAUCGCAAAUUUUUCGUUACAAAUUGCUGCCAUGUAAUCUGUGAACAGUGUUUUAACAAAGAACAGCCCAUGUGUAGGAGAUGCGCAACUCCAUGUAAAGUGAUUCUAUGCAAUUCAGAGAUGCCUAAUGAAAUAAAAGAAUUAUUUUCUGAUGCAAACGAAAAAGCUUCUACAUUUUUGAAGGUGUUAGAUUAUCAAAAUACACAACGCUUCAAGCUCAUGUCUUAUUACAAAAUUAAUGCACAAAAAUAUUCGAGGGCCAAACCUAUAUUUAAAGAUCUAGAGAUGAAAUACUACAGUCUAGAAAAAAAGAACGCAUCUCUGGUACAAAAAUGUUUUUCUUUGGAAAAUCACAUCGAGGAGUUGAAUAGAAAAUUAGGUUGGUAUGCUAGCAAAUCCUUCCAUCCUUCUACGUCUUAUAAAUCUCCAUUUCAACAAACAAGUUUCCAUGAUUCACCUGAUGAGGCAUUGAAUACAAUGAGCCAAAACUUCGCAAGGUCUCAAGCUACUCCAUAUUCAUCGAUGAAUAUGGGAAGCAUGUUUGGAAAUUCAAGGGUAAAAAAUGCUUCUCCUUUCUCUUCAGAGUCGUCACAUACACCUUUAAUUAAUUCAUUGAGUUCAAAUAGUUCACUUAGAAAUAAAAUUCACUCGUUUACUCCACCUUCAAAAACAAUUGAGCUGCUAUCUCAGUUAAACAAAUCAAGGAGACCUUUCUAAAAUAUUUGGUUCAAGAUGUUGAAUACAGUGCCAAGAAAUUGUUUAUUUAAAUAAAUGCUUAUUCUGAUCUUU